Loxodonta africana (African savanna elephant) is the source of this 1263-nucleotide messenger RNA. RefSeq names its product purinergic receptor P2X 6 (gene P2RX6). Gene Ontology annotation, molecular function: purinergic nucleotide receptor activity; extracellularly ATP-gated monoatomic cation channel activity; ATP binding. Gene Ontology annotation, biological process: calcium ion transmembrane transport; response to ATP. The record is from RefSeq and is a predicted model, not a curated record. The transcript has 12 exons. Gene Ontology annotation, cellular component: nuclear inner membrane; cell junction; plasma membrane. The coding region runs from base 1 to 1236 and encodes 411 amino acids. Lineage: Eukaryota; Metazoa; Chordata; Mammalia; Proboscidea; Elephantidae.
AUGGGUGCCCCAGGGGCUGUGGCUGACUGGGGGCUUCUGGAUUACAAGACGGAGAAGUAUGUGAUGACCAAGAACUGGAGGGUGGGCGCCCUGCAGAGACUGCUGCAGCUUGGGGUCGCAGCCUAUGUGGUGGGGUGGGCUCUCCUCGCCAAAAAAGGCUACCAGGAGCAAGACCUGGACCCCCAGGUCUCUGUCAUCACCAAACUCAAAGGGGUUUCUGUGACACAGAUCAAGGAGCUCGGGAACCGGCUGUGGGAUGUGGCUGACUUUGUGAAGCCGCCACAGGGAGAAAAUGUGUUCUUCUUGGUGACCAAUUUCCUUGUGACACCGGCCCAAGUGCAGGGCAGGUGCCCAGAGCAUCCCUCUGUUCCACUCGCUGCCUGCUGGGCCGAUGAGGACUGCCCUGAAGGAGAGACGGGAAUACACAGCCACGGCAUAAAAACAGGCCAGUGUGUGGUGUUCAACGGGACCCACAGCACUUGCGAGGUCCGUGGCUGGUGCCCUGUGGAGAGUGGCGUUGUGCAAGGGAAGCCCCUGCUGGCCCAGGCUGAGAACUUCACGCUCUUCAUCAAAAACACUGUCACCUUCAGCAAGUUCAACUUCUCCAAAUCCAAUGCACUGAAGACCUGGGAUGCCACCUAUUUCAAGCGCUGCCACUAUGAUCCACAUGGCAGCCCCUACUGUCCAGUGUUCCGCAUCGGGGACAUUGUGCAGGCGGCAGGCGGGGCCUUUGAGGACCUGGCAUUGUUGGGUGGUGCUGUGAGCAUCCGUGUCCACUGGCAUUGUGACCUGGACCCCGGGGGCUCCGACUGCCAACCCCACUACUCCUUCCAGCUGCAGGAGAGGAGCUACAACUUCAGGACAGCCACUCACUGGUGGGAGGCCUCUGGUGUGGAGGCCCGGAGCCUGCUCAAACUCUACGGGAUUCGCUUUGACAUCCUUGUCACUGGGCAGGCAGGGAAGUUCGGGCUCAUCCCCACAACUAUUACCCUGGGCACUGGAGCAGCGUGGCUGGGUGUGGUCACCUUCCUCUGUGACCUGCUGCUGUUGUAUGUGGACGGAGAAGCCCAUUUCUACUGGAGGACCAAGUACGAGGAGGCCAAGGCUCCGAAGGUGACGGCCAACUCUGUGCAACGAGCUGCCUUUCAUGCCCCCCUUAGCUGGGCUAGCACCAGCCCCCACCGAUGCUGCGGGAACCCUAACACUGACACCAGGCCGGCCCCAUCUGGAUGCUGACACCAGUGGGUCCCACCUGCUGGCUCC